Molecule: messenger RNA, 966 nt
Organism: Entamoeba dispar SAW760
Lineage: Eukaryota; Evosea; Mastigamoebida; Endamoebidae
Product: signal peptide peptidase, putative
Exons: 1
Coding region: 1-966 (321 amino acids)
Biological process (GO): membrane protein proteolysis
Cellular component (GO): membrane; lumenal side of endoplasmic reticulum membrane; cytoplasmic side of endoplasmic reticulum membrane
Molecular function (GO): aspartic endopeptidase activity, intramembrane cleaving
Source: RefSeq, a predicted model, not a curated record
AUGUUAGAACUUAUUCAGUUGAUUACUCUUACUGUAAUCAUUCAUUACUUAUCUUGUAAAUUUAAAGUCUAUUUUAUUCAUUGGCAUUUAGAUACUAUUUCUCAAUCAAAAUUACAAUGGAAACAUGUAAUUAUUAUUCCUUUUAUUGGUUCAUUAUUUCUUAUCUUUGUUUUCUUUUAUCCAUCUACAGCUAAAUAUUUUAUUUAUGCAUCUGUAUUUUUUUCUGCAAUUUCUUGUUUUUAUUUAAUACUUCAACCAAUUUUUGAUUAUGCCCCAUUACUAUCUUCAAAAGUUAGAAUUUGUUUAUCUUUGUUAAUUUCAUUAACAAUUAUUUUUAUUUAUCUUCUUACACAAACACGUUGGAGUUCUAAUGUUAUUGCUAUUGGAAUUGCAGUAGCAAUUCAAUCGUUUCUAUUUGUUGAUAAAAUUCAUAUCCCAUUAGUUCUUCUUUCUGUUAUGUUCUUUUAUGAUAUCUUUUGGGUAUUUGGUUCAGUUAAUGUUUCAUUAUUUGGUGGUAAAUCAGUAAUGGUUGAAGCUGCAAAAACAGCAACUUCAUUGAGACUUCCUUUAUUAAUAGAAUUCAUUGAUGGAAAGUUUUUAAUUGGAUUAGGAGAUAUUAUUCUUCCCGGUAUAUUUAUUAACUAUGCCUAUUGUAUUGAUUUGUUUUAUAAAACGAAAUACUUCAUUUCAACUUUGCUCGGUUAUUGUUUUGGUUUAAUCUUGACAUUAUUUGUUUUAUGGAAUUUUAAGGUUGGCCAACCAGCUUUACUUUAUCUUGUUCCUUCAAUGUUUGUUCCUUUCUUAAUUUAUGCUUAUCACUCAAAAACAAUCAAAACAAUCUUCUCUCUUAGUUUAACUUCGAAAUUUAAUGAAAUAAUUCCUCUUCCUGAACUUACUCUGACUUCUGACUUUUCGCAUGAACCUCCUAUCCUUUCAGAACAACAACUAACUAUUCAGUUAGAAUAA